Messenger RNA from Sorghum bicolor (sorghum), 1906 nucleotides. Its product is annotated as putative ubiquitin-conjugating enzyme E2 38. Gene Ontology annotation, molecular function: ubiquitin conjugating enzyme activity. The coding region runs from base 146 to 1525 and encodes 459 amino acids. The transcript has 7 exons. The record is from RefSeq and is a predicted model, not a curated record. Lineage: Eukaryota; Viridiplantae; Streptophyta; Magnoliopsida; Poales; Poaceae.
GGUAGGGACUUUAGGCACGAGCCUGAAUAAAUCGUCAGCGAAUCGGCCGCGCAAGCCUUCUCUUCCGAUCGAUCGAACGCCGACCCCCCCCGAGCAGGGCGAUCGCGCAGCGGCUCACCUUCCGCGCCGCCCGCCGACGGCCGACAUGGACACCGAGUACCGCGCCUUGCAGCAGGGGAGCUCCUCGUCGUGGUGCACGGCGGACGCAUCGUCCUGGGGAGCCGCGCAGCAGCAGAAGCGCCAGCGAUGCCAGGCUUCUUCAAGCGAUCAAGUUGGUUCCAGCUCAAAUAGUUCUCUGAAAAUAUCAGAACCACAACAAAUCCAAGAAGAAGAAGAAGAAGAAGAAGAUUAUUACAUGGAGGAUGAUUGUGAUGAUGAUGGCGAUGGCUAUGACGAAGAUGAUUAUGAAUUUGAUGAAGCUGACUUUAACCAGCACCUUGCUGAUAAGUUUGAUGAUUUGGAUCUUCCUCCAGGCGUGGAGGCCACUGUACCGUGGUUGCAGAAAAUUGCACCCAAGGAAGAAGCCAAGGAGCCACCUAAAUCAAAUACUGCAGAUGAGAAUGAAAAUAAAUAUACACAGUUCAAGCAGUUCGACACUGUUCAGAAUUUCUCUGACCAUUACUAUGCUAAGAAUUCAAAUGGAGAGCCAACCAGAGCCUGGUCAAAGAGAGUUCAACAUGACUGGAAACUUUUGGAGAAGGAUCUACCAGCAUAUAUAUAUGUCCGGGUUGCUGAAGAUAGAAUGGAUCUUCUUAGGGCUGCGAUUAUUGGGCCCAAGGGAACACCCUACCAUGAUGGGCUUUUCUUCUUUGAUGUUCACAUUCCCUCUAAUUAUCCUUCUGGCCCUCCGGCGGUAUAUUACCACUCUGGAGGACUUCGUAUUAAUCCAAACUUGUAUGAUAAUGGAAAAGUGUGUCUUAGCCUGUUGGGUACCUGGAGUGGUAGAGGUUGUGAAAAGUGGAAUCCAGCUCAAUCAACAAUGCUGCAAGUUCUUGUCUCCAUUCAAGCUCUCAUUUUGAAUGAUAAGCCAUAUUACAACGAGCCAGGAUAUGAGUCCUAUGCCAACACUCCGCAGGGAGAGCGGUCGUCUAUGGACUAUAAUGACAAGACCUUUCUGUACUCAUGCAGGACUAUGUUAUACUCACUUCGGAGGCCUCCAGAGCACUUUGCAGACCUUGUUGCUGGCCACUUCCGGGUGCAUGGGCACAUUAUUCUCGCAGCAUGCAAGCACUACAUGGCGGGUAAUGAUAUUGGCUCGGUAGUGCCAGAGGACGAGGAUGAGGAAGAUUCAGAAUACAAAAGCGGUGAUGCGGGAGCAUCCAGCAGUAGCAGCACUGCACCAAAGCCAAAGCCAAAGCCAGGAUUGAUAAAGGCAAUCCCUCCGAACGGACGCAGCUCAGGCUCAUUCAAUCCGAGCUUGAAGGUGCUUUACGAAGAUCUUCUGAUGGAAUUCAAUGUGAAGGGUGCCGACACGAGGAAGUUCAUUGUUGAGAAGUUAAAGAAGAACCAGCCUGCAGCCACCUGAGAAGCAUGGAAGGCUGCUGCAGGUAGAGGUAGUAGUAAUAGUUCCUAAGGUAGGGACGAUAGAGAUGAGUCUCUGGAAGUAAGAAGUAAGUAGUAGAAACAAGGAAAUGGCAUAGCUUCAGGGAAGCUUUUGUAGAUCCCUCGUCUCGGUGAUAAUUGGUGCUUUUGUAGAUACCUCGUCUCAGUGAUAAUUGGUCUCUAGGACCUGGAACUUGCUUGCUCACAUGAAGUAGAGUCAUGAUUUAGGGAUGGUAUUGGAGUGGAGUGCUGAGAGAUUCUCUCACGGCACCAUACUUCGUCAAUCUAAAUCUAAUGAUAGGUUUAUUUUGGACCUCAUAAAUAUAUAUAUAUAAAUAUAUGUGUCGGGUAUGUCUUUCGCUUA